Scophthalmus maximus (turbot) is the source of this 1751-nucleotide messenger RNA. RefSeq names its product transmembrane protein 160 (gene tmem160). The coding region runs from base 13 to 813 and encodes 266 amino acids. The record is from RefSeq and is a predicted model, not a curated record. The transcript is spliced from 4 exons. NCBI's taxonomy places the organism in Eukaryota, Metazoa, Chordata, Actinopteri, Pleuronectiformes, Scophthalmidae.
GUCGUCAGCCGCAUGAUGGCGCUGUUUGCAUUUGGCCCACCUCCUCCCGGGCUCUUCCGGGACGUCGUCGGCCGUGUGAGAGUUCACGGGGCAUGCGGAGGUCGCCUGCUGGUUUCGUUUCGAUCUCCCACCUUCACUAGCCCCGGGGCCGGGGGUGUGAUGGCCUUCCUGGGUCUGUUCGUGAGGAGGCAGCUGCCGCAGGUGGUGUCUCACCUCGCCCGGGUCGUGGAGCCGCUCCGGCCUCCCCGCGCCGGAGCUCCGCUGCGGAGGCUGCACGGCUCGGCCCCGCGGCGGCACGCGGAGCAGGGGCCGUGGGGGAAGAGCCGGGGGCCCGGGCCGCAGCCGCAGCCCACAGACCUCGACAAGGCGGACGCUCUGAUGCUGAGAAAGUCCCACGAAACAGGAUUCCUCUCGUGGUUCAGGAAUGGUCUGCUGGCGACUGGGAUCGGAGUCAUCUCGUUUGUCCAGAGUGAAAUGGGCCGAGAGGCCGGAUAUGCCUUCUUCAUCCUGGGAGGCGUGUGUGUGUCGUACGGCGGCGCCUCCUACAUGGUCAGCCUAUUCGCCCUGCGGAGGAUGAUGCUGCUGUCUGUGCCAGCGCUGCUGCUCCAGGGGGCCGCGGUGGGCAGCGUCGCCCUCUUCUGGCUCUGUGCGGUAUCCCUCUACAUUGGCCGCCUGGAGGUGGAGAUCAUCCACGACGACGAGGAGGGGGAGGAUGAAGACGAGUGCCGUGAGUGCCGCGAUAGGCGGGAACUCCGCCGCUAUCGGGGCUCCAACAGCAGUGAGGACAGAGACGGCAAGGGGCCGACGAAGUAGAGAAGUGUGUGUGUGUGAGAAUGGCGUGUGUCUGUGCGUGCAUGAGUUUAUAGUUGCAGUACAAACCUAUUGUCAAUUGUAAUAUUGAUGUAUAGAUUAUUGAUUAAGAUUAAGACUUUUUGGAUCCUUUGGGAAUCUAGUUCAGCUAAAAUUGUUGAAAAACAACAACACUCACUUCUGGUGAAGAAAGCAAUUUUUUGUAAUAUUUCUUAUAAUCCCCAUUCAUUCAAAGCUGCUUCCGUGCGAUAUCAAUCUGAAAAUUGUCUUUCUUUCUAAAUAUUUGACAUCUUCCCAUUCACAGGCUCAUUUGCUCUGUGGACAUUAUGAAUGUUGAAGUUUACUUUUCAGGGCACCGUGUCUUCUCAGGCCGUCGUUGCUGGAUUCUGUUUGUCUUACCCUGUUCAACAUAAUUAACUGUGAUCGACUACUUGGAGUCUGCAUCAAAGUCUGGAAAAAAAAUGCUGGAAAAAUGGAUGUGCAUGUGUCAGGGUUUUUUUUAAAAUUGCAAAUUAAUGAGGGCUUUAUUUUUACAGAGGUUUAAAUUUUCCUGUGAAGUAAAUUAUUUUGAUUUGUAAGGACAACACUUUCAUCAGUUUUGUUUUUUUUGUUUAGGAACUUAAAUAAUUGAGCUUUGGAGUGUUUGUUUUUUUUACAUCUUUUUUCUGUGGUUAUAUAUUUUGCUCGGUAUUGUUAAUAUACAUACCUCAAUGUGACCAUCAUCCAUUUGACCGUUUUUGAGUAAAUUUCACACUGGUCGCUGUUAUUGCUGUUUUAAUGAUUUGAAGAACAGCUGAUGUUAUUGAUUUUGUGUGCGUGUAGGGAAAUGGGGUUCACUAUUGUAUGCUUUCAUUUUGUGUGCACCGCAGUCCGUGCACACUACUGUAAAUACAGUAAUAAAGACCGAUCAAAUCUGUGCUGAUGCAGCCAUGGAAACUUCA